Molecule: messenger RNA, 1364 nt
Organism: Eubalaena glacialis (North Atlantic right whale)
Lineage: Eukaryota; Metazoa; Chordata; Mammalia; Artiodactyla; Balaenidae
Gene: ERI1
Product: exoribonuclease 1
Exons: 7
Coding region: 142-1191 (349 amino acids)
Biological process (GO): exonucleolytic trimming to generate mature 3'-end of 5.8S rRNA from tricistronic rRNA transcript (SSU-rRNA, 5.8S rRNA, LSU-rRNA)
Cellular component (GO): nucleolus; cytoplasm
Molecular function (GO): 3'-5'-RNA exonuclease activity; nucleic acid binding
Source: RefSeq, a predicted model, not a curated record
UCCACUCGAGUUUGUGUGGUCGCUGCCGCGGGAACGCGAGCCCGGUAAUUUUUCAGCAGAGAAAGGCGAGGCUUUCGGGCUUGGCCGAGUGAGAGAGCGAGUGGUGGGCUCCAGCAGCUCUCUUCUUACGUGACACGCGGCAUGGAGGAUGAGGAGAGCCACCAGCCCGGCGGCGAGGCCGUGGCUCCCGCGCGGCGCGGGUCGCGGGGGUCGGAGUGCGGGGAGGAGGCGCAGCGCACGAAUCCCGAGAAAAAGCAGCGAUGUAGACUUGAUGGCCAAGAAACAGAAGGAUCUAAGUUCAUUACCUCCAGUGCAAGUGAUUUCAGUGACCCAGUUUACAAAGAGAUUGCUAUUACGAAUGGUUGCAUUAAUAGAAUGAGUAAGGAAGAGCUCAGAGCCAAACUUUCAGAAUUCAAGCUUGAAACCAGAGGUGUAAAGGAUGUACUAAAGAAGAGACUAAAAAACUAUUAUAAGAAGCAGAAGCUGAUGUUGAAAGAGGGCAAUUGUGCUGACAGUUACUAUGACUACAUUUGUGUUAUUGACUUCGAAGCCACUUGUGAAGAGGGUAACCCACCUGAGUUCAUACAUGAAAUAAUUGAAUUUCCUGUUGUUUUACUGAAUACUCAUACCUUAGAAAUAGAAGAUACGUUUCAGCAGUAUGUGAGACCAGAGAUUAACACACAACUUUCUGACUUCUGCAUCAAUCUAACUGGAAUUACUCAGGAUCAGGUAGACAAAGCUGAUACCUUCCCUCAGGUACUGAAAAAAGUCAUUGACUGGAUGAAAUUGAAGGAAUUAGGAACAAAGUAUAAAUAUUCCAUAUUAACAGAUGGUUCAUGGGAUAUGAGUAAGUUCCUGAACAUUCAGUGCCAGCUAAGCAGGCUCAAAUAUCCACCUUUUGCCAAAAAGUGGAUCAAUAUUCGAAAGUCAUAUGGAAACUUUUACAAGGUUCCUAGAAGCCAAACCAAGCUGACAAUAAUGCUUGAAAAACUCGGAAUGGAUUACGAUGGGCGGCCUCACAGUGGUCUUGAUGACUCUAAGAACAUUGCCCGAAUAGCAGUUAGAAUGCUGCAGGAUGGGUGUGAACUCCGGGUUAAUGAGAAGAUGCAUGCAGGGCAGCUAAUGAGUGUGUCCUCUUCACUACCAAUAGAGGGCACUCCAGCGCCACAAAUGCCACAUUCCAGAAAAUAACAGCAUUUUUGUGCUUUUGCCCGUGGAUCAUUCGCUCUAACUGGAGCUGCUACAAAGAGGUAGCAGAUGAAUACUUAUUGAAUUAGUCCUGCAGUGCAAAAUUUAAGCACCUUAAACAUUUAAAAUCUUAUUACAGUUAUAGAUAUAUGCAUAUGUAUGUGAACAGAUUCUGU